AUGUUCAGAAACAAUUACGACAACGACUCGGUGACAUUCUCGCCGCAAGGCCGUAUAUUCCAGAUCGAGUAUGCAGCCGAAGCAGUGAAGCAGGGUUCCGUGGUAGUAGGCAUUGCCAGCAAAACACAUGCCGUCCUGGUAGCAAUCAAGCGCAACGCCGAGGAGCUUUCAUCCUACCAAAAGAAGAUCUUCCCUGUCGACGAGCACGCCGGCAUUGCCAUCGCAGGCCUGACCUCAGACGCCCGCGUCCUUUCCAACUUCAUGAAGCAGCAAUGCCUCGGUCACCGCAUGACGUACGGCCGUUCGAUGCCUCUGCGCACCCUUGUCGAUAUGAUUGGUGAGAAGGCCCAGAUCAACACGCAGGUCUACGGCAAGCGCCCCUACGGUGUCGGUCUCCUCGUCGCCGGUGUCGACGAGCGUGGGCCACACCUCUUCGAGUUCCAGCCGUCCGGCAUGACGGAGGAGAUGCUGGCCUUCGCCAUCGGCGCCCGCUCCCAGAUGGCCCGUACCUACCUCGAGCGCAACAUUGACCAGUUCGAGAACUGCUCCCGCGAGGAGCUUGUGCGCCACGGCCUCAAGGCUCUGAAGGAGUCUCUCGUCCAGGACCGCGAGCUGACGGUCGAGAACACGAGCGUUGGCGUCAUCGGUUUCACGGAGAAGGACGGCCUGAAGGUUAUCGAGCCGUUCAAGAUGUUUGACGGCCAGGACGUCAAGGAGUGGAUCGACAGCGUCGCGGCGAGCGAGGGCCAGGGCGGCGGCGAGGAGGGUGCUGAGGGCAUGGAAGUUGACGAAUAG
Molecule: messenger RNA, 795 nt
Organism: Colletotrichum aenigma
Lineage: Eukaryota; Fungi; Ascomycota; Sordariomycetes; Glomerellales; Glomerellaceae
Product: putative proteasome subunit alpha type-6
Exons: 3
Coding region: 1-795 (264 amino acids)
Biological process (GO): ubiquitin-dependent protein catabolic process
Cellular component (GO): nucleus; proteasome core complex, alpha-subunit complex; proteasome core complex
Source: RefSeq, a predicted model, not a curated record